GCACCCCAUACUAUUGUGUGCACUCGGCCCAAAACUGUGCACUAGGCACUAAAAUGAGCUGCACACCGCUCAUUAACUGUGCACCCCUCCCUACUGGAGUGCUGCACCCGGCACCAUUUGCUGCACACCACCCUUACCACCCGUUUCCCGCCUUGAAGGGCUUAUAAGCCCUGACCAAAGAAGGGUUCGGGUUCGCCAUUGUCCGUCUGUAUUGUAGCCUGUCAGUCACUGUCUGCUGUCCCAAGUCCUGUCAGUGUCUGUUCGUCUCCCGUGGUGAUCCAUUUUAGUUUGUGGGUUCUGGUAAAAGGAUUUGUUCGAGUGUGGGAGAGAGAGAGCCUCGCGAGUGUGGGAACGCCCCACUCAAGGAUUAUUGGCUUCUGCCCCGUGGACUUGAACUCAGAUACUAUCGUCCUUGCCCGCUGGAUUGGACUGUAAGCCGAAGGGCUACCAAGCGCCGACCCCAGAGGGAAUCUACCAGACUCACUGGAGGCAAAGAUCCACCUGCAGGAGGGCGGUUCAACAGGACUACCUUUCCCUGUCAGCGAAGGACUCCCUGCUGUCCUCCCCUAAGGCUUUACAUUAGCCAAAGGGUAGAAGGUCGCAGGCAUCAAUCGCCAUCUGCCUCUGAUUCGUGAAGUAUAUUCCCCUUUGUUGUAUCCGGGGCUUAUCUAUCUUCUUUUCUUCUGGGAUAAGGUGGGUUUACACUGUUGUUGUUGGUGUAUGUUCUACUGUUCAAAAUAUAUGGUUUGGCCCUAAACAUUGGUCUAGCCUGAUUUGUGGUUACCCAAUCCAACGGUGAUCAGAUACGUUACACCAGGCCGAAUCUGGCUUCUGGGAGGGGGACACCCGGCUUUAGGCCGUGGGCUUAGUCAUUGCCAUUAGCUUUAGUUCCCACAACAAUUGCUUACCUCAGUUCCCCAGGUAACAGUUUGGCGACCGCGGCAGGACCUGGUGAGGGUUGCUUCAUCCCUUGUCAGGCCCUGAGCACACUCACACUUGUAUGGGUGGUGCUUAAACAUACAACAACAACAACAGUAUUGCUGUGCUCGUGGCGGGUUCCGUCUUCGGGGACCCUAUCCGUUAUCCCCGAUUGUGAUUUCAAGGUGGUCCUGGGGUUCCAGCUGAGGGGGACGCCCCUCUGGGACCCAGGCCGCCCGACAGUGACAGGUUCCCGACCCUGUCAGCUGAGGGUAAAGCCCUGACCCUGGGAGCAGUCGCUUAAGAAGGCGGAAGGCCUACUCUGGGUAGUGCGCCUGGGCGCUGCAGUCAUCUUUUAAACCCCUUCUGCCGCUUGGUGCGGGCAGGAAAGCGGCACUCCCUGUUUGUGUGCGAUUUCGUGUUUUUCGGGUUUUUUUUAGUGAGGCACUGAUUGACAGGCUUUGGCUCCAAGCCUAGUCAUAACCCAGUGACUCAGAUUCUUUUUAGUGCGGGCUGGGUAAGCAGCCCAAUUAGCAAGAUGACAGCAAACCGGCUGUUUGACAUCGAUGGCUGGCGGCCCGCGCACAAUAAAAGCUCUUUGGAGUUUGCUGUCAAUUCUUUUGGGAAAGGAGCUAACCCCUGGGUGAAAGAUUCUUUCAGGGGGGAGGAUUCUCUCGAUAAGUUUGGCAGUUUGUGGGAAAAAUACGUGGAGGCUAAGCCCCACCCAAAACGGAAACAUCAAAAAAGGGCCUUGAUGUAUGGAUUGGCUAUGACUAGCCGAGAGCUAGCCUCUCAAAUGAGAUCAAUGAGAUCAAUGUAUGAUGAGGCAAUGCACCACUUGAGUGUGGUUGAGGGAAAGCUAGAACGGAAGGAGCUUGAGGUUGAGUCCAAGGACUCCCUUAUUCAAACUUUGAAUGCUAAGAUGUCUGUUCUAGAAAAUAAAUUAGUUGACUCAUGUGUAAAAGAGGAAAAGGCAAAGGUGUUGAUAGUUGAACAAACUAAACAGCUUGAUGACACCCAAGCCGCUGUGAGGCAACUCAUGAAAGAAGCUAGCAGCGUGCGAGCUAAAGGGGAUCACACUCAGUGUAAUGAAACCAUUUGUAAGCUGCAGCAGCAGCUGGGCAUGGCGAAAGGAGUAGUGGCGGCUAUUCAGCCCCAAUACCGAGAGGUAGACUGGUUGGGGGAAGGUGAAGUACAAUCCAGUCUUCCCUCUGCUCCCCCUCCAUCGUAUCCAGGAGGGGAGGAAAAAUCGGAGUGCAUGGCCCCUAUAACUACCACCCGGGUACAAUAUCCUGGUCAACCUUACCCGGUGAUAAAACAAGAACAGAGGGCCCUGACGCCAGAACAGGCUCGGGCUCUAGGUAAAAAUAUGGGACCAUGCAAUAAAGAGAAGGUAUUGGACUGGGUUGCCCGAAUAUGUGCCACCCCUAAUUUGAGCUCAGAAGAUAUAGUGAUUCUGUUAAAAGAAUGUAUGCCAGUGGAGGAUUAUUUAGCACUUCCCUGUUCUGUGAUCACUGACCCUAACCCGGACAGGAAAGUGCUGUUUACAGCUGUGUGUAAAGUGUUCUUCCCUCAAGAAGAUCUGGUAGGGAAGGCAUACUCAGAUCAACAAAGAGAGGGAGAAAAACCUGAGCUGUAUAUAAUUAGGAAAAAAACCUUAUCUUGGUUAGCUGGGCUUGGAGAUCAGAGGGCUGAUAGACUAGAGUGUGACAACCCCCAGUUUAAAAAAAUGUGUUAUCAAGGCUUACUCCCAAAUUUGAAAUUGGCCCUAGGAGCUUUCGAUUAUCAGAAUGCUCCUCUUCCUAUGUUUGAGGAAAAAUUAAGGGAAGUUUUUGAACUGCAGCAGAUGGCAGCUGCUGGACCUAAACAGCACACCAAAAGGAUAUCAGCCUUGAAUGAGGAAAACCAGGCUGGAGAAAAACCUUCUAAAAGGGAAAACCAGCCAUCAAAAGAGCAAAAAGCCCCAAAGUCUAGCUUUCCUCCUCGGGUAUUGUGGGGAAAGAAAGAAAACAUUUCUGCUACCCGAAAAGUUCUUGCCCAGAGGCUGUCAAAAUAUCUGCCCUGGGACAAGAUAAAAUCCAUGAAUACAGACUCUAUCUUUAGCGAGCUAGUCCAGUGGGAAGGAAAAGCAGCUGCUGCAGCCGAGACUCCAUUUUGUGAGGAGAGGUCAAGAUGUACGGCACCACCAUCUUGUCACAGUCCUUUGGAGCCUGAUGGGCGCCGCCAUUUUGAAGACCGUGGGAACCAGGGUCGCCAUUUUGAAGACCGUGGGAACCAGGGUCACCAUUUUGAUGACCGUGAGAACCGCGACCCCCAAUGAGGAUGCCGAGCUUCCCUGCCCCUGAAGAUGCAAUGGAUUACUUCACUAUCAUUUGAUGUAUAUGGACGACCAAUAGUAAAGAUUAUGUAUAAAGGGAAGUUCGGAACCAUUGAACAGCAAGCAUUGGUGGAUACAGGGGCUUCUACCAGCCUGAUCUGCACUAAACAAUCACCUAUAAUCAGGAAUACAAAUAUUGAUCAUAUAAGAACUUUACAAUCUUAUAAUGGCAAAACCUCUAUUGUACCCUUCAUUAAGGAUGUUCAUUGUCAACUAGGAUCCUUACAGAUUACAACCACUAUUGGUCUGCAAGAACUGGAUAAUGUGGGUAUCCUUGGCAUGGAUUUAAUUAAAAACUAUGGAUUAGUCAUAGAUCUACCUAACCGGUGCCUAUAUAAGACCAGUGAAGAAGAUGAAGUAGGAACCAUCGUAUUACCCUCUCACCGGAUAGGAUCUGUAAAAGCAUGUCAGGAUAUAGCGAUGCCCACCUGGGAAUCAGAUGUGCAGGAGAUAGUGGAGCGACAUUUAAGGGUAUUUGCACAACAUAAGCUCAGCUGCGGGAAAAUACAACAGAUAGUUAGUGUAACUGGACCAGACCCACGCCC
Pelodiscus sinensis (Chinese soft-shelled turtle) is the source of this 3840-nucleotide messenger RNA. The record is from RefSeq and is a predicted model, not a curated record. NCBI's taxonomy places the organism in Eukaryota, Metazoa, Chordata, Testudines, Trionychidae.